Rattus norvegicus (Norway rat) is the source of this 12476-nucleotide messenger RNA. The record is from RefSeq and is a predicted model, not a curated record. NCBI's taxonomy places the organism in Eukaryota, Metazoa, Chordata, Mammalia, Rodentia, Muridae.
CAAAAUCCCUGUGGAACGUGAUAAUGAACUAAGAAGCAUCGUCUCAGUAGAUCAGCUGUCUGUCUCCUGAUAUAUGCCUUGUGUACACAGAACCAGACAUUUUCUUUUAUCAAAAUCAUUAGAAAGAGGGGCUGGAGAGAUGGCUCAGCAGUUAACAGCACUUACUGCUCUUGUAGAGGACCUGGAUUCAGUUCCCAGAUCUCAUAUGGUGGCUCACAGUCAUUUCUAACUCCAGUUCCAGGGCCUUGGAUCCGCUUUUGACUUUCUAUAGGCAAGCAUGUGGCACAUGUACAUAUACAUAGACAGAACACUCAUAUGCAAAAAUCUCAUAUGCAAAACACUUAUAUGCAAAACACUCAUAUGCAUACCUUUUUUAAAUAAAAAAGUUAAAGAAAUAAAAAAUGAGGACAAGAAAUGUAUCUCAGUUGGUAGAGUGUUGGCCUGGCUAUACACAAAACCCCAUGUUUUAAGGAACCUGGGUGUGGGACUGUACACCUAAGAUCCGGAUACUCAGGAGGUGGAAGUAGUAUCAGGAGUUCAAGGUUAUCCUUGACUGUACAGCAAGUUUAAGGGCAGCUUUGGGUAUAAGAAAUCCUACCUCAAAAAAAAAAAAAAACUAUAACAAAAGACAAAUCAUCUGACUCCUGAUUUUUUUUUUUAUCUUUUAGGUGUGACUGUUGUGCCAGAAUCCAUUCCCCAGUGUAACAGUGUGUAAUAAAAGCUCUCUCUCCCUCCCUCUCUCCCUACCUCCCUCUCCCUCCUUCUUUCUGCCUCCCCCUUCCUCUCCUCCACCCUCUGGGGCCUCUGAUACUCUAAAAAUGUAAGGUCCACUAAUAUCUUCAAGCAACCCAGACUUGGGGCAAGCUGUCUGCCUUAAUAAGGUCAAGACCAUCACCCUUCUACUCUGUCACCUACUGGGAGUGGUUAUGCCUCCUAAGAUUGUAACAUGGAUGCAUCAGGUAAUAGAUUGUGUACCCUUUCCAUGCACGGCAGGCUGUACCAGUAACCUGCCAGUCACCACCAUGUCUUUUGAGUGUUUUGAGUCUUUGAGUUGGAUAGACAUCUGUUUUCCUUUAGUUCCUCUGUCCUUACUCCCAUAAAAGCAGAGCUGUCUCAGCCUGCCCUGUGGAGCUGGUGCCUACUCUCCUGGCCUCUUGACUCCAUGCCACUCCUCCACCUCCACGUACAUCUCAAUCUCUUUCAAUCCCAGUUGCCUUUGCAGGAUCCAAUAUUUUGUGGACUUGCUCUUGGCUGUGGUUUUCUCCUUUAUCUGCUACGCAUUUCCCUUGCCUUAUCUCGAUACACUUCUGUAGUACGUGACCCAUCCUUCCUUCCUCUUCCUCACUUUACCAGUCCUCCUGUGAUCAUUCUAAAAAUGGGAUUCCAUUCUAGUCUCUGUGAUGCCACUGGCCAGGGAAUUGAAAUUUUCUCUUUCAGUGGUCUUUACUACAUCCUCCCUAUCUGACUGCUUUCACUAUGUCACCUCCCCAGCUUCUCAAAAUUCUCUCCACUGUGACGGGCCCCUGGAUCUUCUCCAAUAUUCUUGGCCUCCUUUGAGAGGACUUCUACAAAGGCCCCCAGAGUUUAGGUGGUACAUGCAUGGUGUUCUCCUCUGUGCCUUCUGCUCUGGGAUCACACCCACCCCCACUCAAAUUUGUUCCUCCUUGCUGCUAGCACCCAAUUCUUCACUUAGAAAUCCUGCCUAGACUGAGGAAUUUUAUAAGCAUAGCUCAUAUGGCUUCCAAACACGAUCGUCUUUCUCAGUCUCCCUCACCUGGUGGGAGUUGAGUCAUAUAUUGCCCCCGCAAGGUGCCAAUAUUAUAAAAUCUUAACUUCUAGUACCUGUGAAAGUUCCAUUACUUGGAAGUAGUCUCUGUAGAUAUAUAGAAGUGGGGAUGAGGCCUUGGUUUAUUAAGGUAGGCCUAAGUCCAACUCGAUCUAUUGGUGUCCUUAGGAAACACCCAGAGAGAACACCAUAUGGUGACAUGGGUGGAGGUUAGAGCACAGUGCCAAGACAAGGACUGAACAUUAAGGACCAGUGAUGGCUGCUGGAAGCAGGCAGAGGCAAAACUGAAUCUGCCUCAUGGUUCCUUCAGAGAAAAUGCAUCCCUUUCCUCACCGUGGCUUUGGACUUUCAGCUUCCAGAACUGUGAGAGAAUAAUUUGUAUUAUUUAAAGCUAUCAAGUUUAUGCUCCUUUGUCACACUGGCCCUAGGAAAUCAGUCUAUCCCCUGUUCUUAGUAUGCUCCCUGUGGACAUCAGCACUACCUCCCCCAUCUCUUGUCUUGAUUCUCAGUUGGCCCUUUCUGCUGUGUAUACAGCCUCCAUCAUAGGAUAUGACUUCCCUGACUCUUCUAUAGGUCCACCAAAUUUCUCUCUUUGUACCCUUCCAAAAGUAUUGUGUCCCAACUGCCUACAUUCUUGCUACUUGUUCAAACAACCUGGGGUGGAGGGAGAUUUUAAAGAUUUCACACCACACAAGCUGACUACUAACUGGUCACAAUAUGUAGGAGGUUGGAUGUACGGUUAAAUCAUCCCAGCUGAGUCCACGGCACAGCCAGGCUUUAGAGCCAUUAAAAGAGUAUGUUCUAGCAACCACAGAAAACUAGAUUGAAGGCAAUGUUUCUCAGCUGGGAAUGAGUUUCCUCCCUCAUGCAUCUAGUGAGUGGAGGCCAGGAACAUUCUCAAACACCCACAUGUCCAACCAGUGAAGAAUGACCCCAUGCCGAGUGUGGCGUAUGCUGACAUUGUGCAACCAUGAUACGAGAGAGAGAGGAAGGAAGCCACAAUACUCACAUUGACUUUGAGAUACGUGUGGACCACCCUACUUAGGAAAAUUAACAUGCCACUUCAUGGCAUAGUGCCUCUGUGAUGAGCCCAAAGCUCACAUUUCAUGAAAAGUUAGAAAUUCUAUUAUUUUUAUUUAUCUUUUAUGACAUUGUUACUUCUUUUGUGUUUGUAAGCUCGCAUGUUCCAUAGCACACAUGUAGAGGUCAGAGGACAAUUUUCUCUCAUCAUGUGGGUCCCAGGGAUCUAACUCAGAUUGUUCUGGUUGGCAGCAAGUACUGUUAUCCACUGGACUAGUGUGUCAGCCCUCUUCUUAUUUGUUUAUGUGGGGCAUGGGCGGGGUGUAGUGUCAUACUGGUAGCUGAGGCUGGCCAAGAGCUCACUAUAUAGGACAGGCUGGCCCAAGCUCUUAGAAAUCCUUAUGGGAAAAAAAGACAAAAAUUAGAAAUUUAAUUAUCAUGCAAGAAAAAGGCUUUCCCAAACUGAUAAAAAAAGUUUUAAUACAGUUUAGUUAUAGAUAAAAAACAAUUCUUAACAAUCAUAUUCUGAAUUCCUAGCACUAUCCUGUGUUUUUCUAGUUUGUAUUUCUUAUUAGACAGCAUUUUCCAUAUCAGACAUGGAGGAAGGAUUAUGGCCAAGUGUAAUUCGUGUGACAUAAAUGUUCUAUGAGCCAAGAUGGCUUGGGAGAAAUUUGCAGUUAGAAUGACUUUUAAAAAAAAAUCUAUUCCUGGCAUUUUCAUUUUUCUUUUGACUUCAGUCAUUUUGAGCCCUGCUCCUCAAACAAGCAAAACCCCUAAAAUAUAAUUCCAGAAAAGCUGUGGAGGGGAGGCAGUGGGCAAAAUUGUUUUGUGACUAUAUCGUUAGGCUAAGUAUAGGGAGGUGACUUUGCAACUUGGUGAGUUUUCCUAUGUUCAUCUUGUGAUAUUGCUGGCAGGAAGGAGCACUCUGGUUAAGCAAGUUUUCUAUGACCCAUUAGCCUGGGGGCUACCUAGAGAAAACACCAUGGCUUACCGAUGGCCACACUGGUAGACAUUAGCACUUGGAAAACUCUUCCAAGCAUGUGCAUGCUUCCUGAGCUCACUGUGGCACUCUAGCAGAUAGAUGAACAUGGUGGACAAAAUAACCGCUGCAUGUGGAUGACACUGUACUCUUUUAAGGCAGUAGCAGCCAUUUCAUAGGUUUUAAUGUAAUACAUCCAUUUUCUGUCAACAUCUCUUACUCCUGCAUCAGCUUUCACAUGUGUCUUUACUGUCUUACAGCAUGAAGCUCAAAGAAACAGCUUCAGCUCAAAGACUCAUUUCUUUUCCUGUUUGAGAUAUAUGUAUAUAUAUAUAUACAUAUAUAUGCAAAAUACAUAUAUAUGCGCAAAAAAUGGAGGCAUGCCCAAAAGUAUUUUAAACAUGUAUUUGCUUUUUCUUCCUCUUGACGGGUUCUCUAUUGCUUCUUUCUUCUCUUUCCUAAUCAUAUGGUUGAUCAUAAACAUCCGUGGGAUUUUGAAGCUGCUUAUGAACUGGUACAAUGGUAAUUUCCAGAAGUGGUAUCAUAAAUCAUAGUCCUAGCAGAAGUAAAGCUACGAAUAAGGUUAAAAAUAAUGAAUAGCGCAUUUACCUGUAGAUUUUCCGAGUAAAACUAAAAGGGCAUUUUGUCCAGUUGCUUUGAUUUGCCACUAUGUUAUAGACAACAGCAGUUUAAGAAAAUUUAGAAUGCCUUUCAUAUUUUGCCUUUCAUUUUGUUAGUAUUAAAAUAAUGUUCCUAAGUUCCGUGGUAAGUACCUCACCAUACAGACCCUAUCUCUUACGUAAGCAAACUAAUUUGUCAAAUAGGAGAUCCAACAAAAUUAGGCUCCUCUGAUAUUUCUAGAAUUAAAUGACUUUGUUAGACACUUUAUAAAAAAUCCCACUAGCAUAGUUAAUCACAAUUAUAUUUUUUAUAAUUUACAUUACAUUCAUUUCUUUCACUGUCAGUGAAAUAACGUUUACAUAUAUAAAGGUCAGAGACUAGCAGUGGAAGUCGGUUCUCUCCUUUCGUGUGAGCCCUAAGGAUGAAGCUCAGACCAUACUUGAUAACAAGAGCCAUCUUACCAAUGUGGAAGUAAAAUUUUAGACCUUUGUGCCUGAAUGAACCUAAACUGUUCUGACGCAGCUUUUAAAAAACUGUUCAAUUAAGGCACACUAUGAGUUUUCCCAUGGAGAUAGUUAUAUCACUCUCUCUCUCUCUCUCUCUCUCUCUCUCUCUCUCUCUCUCUCUCUCUCUCUCUCUCUCUCCAGAGGCUGAAGCUUUAGGUGGUGCCUUCCCAAUCCCUUCACCAAGAGACAAUAAAAUAGGCUGAAACCAUAUUUCAGGGCAAAGCUGGCUGUGGGCGUGGUCUUCAGGGACAAUGAGGAAAGUGGAAAGGGAGACGGAAAAUUAAAAGAAAGUGUCGAAGCAGGCCAAACUGGUUUUCAACGUCUUUUCUUGUUUAACACAGCAGAAAUGUUGAAUAUAAAUGGGCGUGAGAGAUUAUCUAAAACCAAAGCAUUAAAAGAUCAGGCUGCUAAAAGAUUUUGAUUUGGGAUCUUCCCACAUUGUUUUGAGGUAUUGUAUAAAAAUCCCAUAAAACUUUGGAGAAUGCUUUUAGGAGAGAUGAUUUCCACUUUUAAAAAAAUGUGUGUGUGUGUGUGUGUGUGUGUGUGUGUGUGUGUGUGUGUGUGCACGCACAGUAAUAUAUUGUCUCCUUCUACCAUGUGGAGCCCAGGAAUGGCGCUCUAGUGGUUAGAUUUGGCAGCAGGAAAUUUUACUGAGCCGUGUCACUGGCCCUCCAACAUGUCUUUAAUGUUUACUCCCAACAUGGGUGUCAAGUAGACUAUGCCGGCUCCUGGAAUCCCAUAUCCCAUGGUUAUUGAUAGUUAUCGUUGUAUGUGACUUCAGUUUACAGAAUUUUUUCAGUGAGGACAAUGAAGGUGAGUGAGUCAGAUGCAAUUAUUAAAUGAAUAUGAAAUUGGUGAUGCUUGAAAACUCAGGCUCAUAAUCAAAGAAAAGAUUUAAAUGCUUAAUUUGAGUUAAGAACAUUGGUCUUAAUUGUGCAAAAGGGCUUGUGAAUCAGGAUCAGCCAUCAGAAUCAUUGGAAUCCCUGUGGGCACAAUAGCCUUGAAGCCAGAUGUUUAGAGUGCUGUUAAAAAGUACCCUCUUGAGGUUUAACGGAGGACUUCUAAUUAAUAAUAUUCUGUGCAGAUGGAAUCCCAUCCUAUCAAAAAACCUUGAUUUUUGUAUUAGAAACCACCAAAAUAUCAAGUAGAUAUACUUUCAAUAUACCGAUUGUAGAAUAAGCACGAGCCCCUUUUACAAAUUGUGUUUGAGCUAAAAUUCCUCAUAUAUUAAUACAAAGAAGUAGAAUCUAAUGCUAAAUUGCUGUCAGCAUUGUUAAAUCUAUUGGAAGUUUCUUCCCUCCUGAAUAUCUCUUCUCUUUUGUUGUUAGUAUUUUUUAAGUAAACUUGUCCAGAGAUUUGUGAAACAGAAGUUUUUCUGGUUUUUGUUUUUUUAUUUUUUUUUAAUAGAGCAAGAGUACAUCUUUUGAAGAGACUUUUCCAGGGCUGGGAAUAAAUAGAAUAAACAAAACUGAUGCCCCAGAAAGGGGACGCAUAGGAAAAUAGGCAUUCUCCUGAGAGAUAACAUAUACUGUGGUCUGACCAAGUCACGUGGUGGGAGGGGGCUCUUUUCUUUCUCCUCCACAUCCCUUCCUCUGAUGUCACAAGUCUAUUAUUUCCUGGGAGAAUUAAUUAGUAUUCAUUGGGUUGCAGUUGGCAAGAAGAAAAAAGGGAGGGCAGAGAGACAGACAGAGAGACAGAGAGAGGGAGAGACAGAGACAGAGAGAGGGGGAGGAAGAGCUUGGUGGGGGAGCAGGAGCUUCCUGGGGUGCACUGAGAGUGGGGGCACAGAGUGGCUGUUUUAUAACCGGGAUCCUCGGUGACGUAUGGUCGCCUGCUCCUUGGCAGCUGUCUUUAUGGACCAGUAGGCAGAGCGAAAUUGACGCUGACAAGACUUUCGCGUCUUGGAAGGCACUGUAAUCUACUGUAGUGAAGAACAGAGCCUCUCAAUCAGGCGGGUGGAAAUAAGAGAGACAGAGGGGAGUCCAAAAGAAAAGGAAGAGGAGGGGGAAAAGUGUGUGUUGUGGGGAAGCAGGGAAAAGCAUUUUUGGUGGAUGGUAUGAAGCCAGCCAUGGAAACUGCAGCCGAGGAAAAUACUGAACAAAGCCAAGAGAGAAAAGGUUGCUUCGAAUGCUGCAUCAAGUGUCUGGGAGGAGUUCCCUAUGCCUCCCUAGUGGCCACCAUCCUAUGUUUCUCGGGAGUCGCCUUGUUCUGUGGCUGUGGACAUGUGGCUCUUGCAGGCACCGUGGCAAUUCUUGAGCAACACUUCUCCACCAACACCAGUGACCAUGCCUUGCUGAGCGAAGUGAUCCAACUGAUGCAGUAUGUCAUCUAUGGAAUCGCGUCCUUUUUCUUCCUGUACGGUAUCAUUCUGCUGGCAGAAGGCUUCUACACCACAAGUGCAGUGAAAGAGCUGCACGGUGAGUUUAAAACAACUGCCUGUGGACGAUGCAUCAGUGGAAUGUUCGUGUUCCUCACCUAUGUGCUGGGAGUGGCCUGGCUGGGUGUGUUCGGCUUUUCUGCAGUGCCAGUGUUUAUGUUCUACAAUAUCUGGUCAACCUGUGAAGUCAUCAAGUCCCCACAAAGCAAUGGGACCUCGGGUGUGGAGCAGAUCUGUGUGGAUGUCCGGCAAUACGGUAUCAUUCCUUGGAACGCUUUCCCAGGCAAAAUCUGUGGCUCUGCCCUGGAGAACAUCUGCAACACCAAUGAGUUCUACAUGUCCUAUCAUCUGUUCAUUGUGGCUUGUGCUGGAGCUGGUGCCACCGUCAUUGCCCUGUUUGCAGGAAGUACUAGUGGCUGCCUUGUCACCGACUGAUGCAAUUUGGACACUGGAAAGAAGAGAGGGUACCGACCCCUGCUGACUAGGCAUAGCAUGCUGCCUUAUUGCAUUUAGUAAUUAGUUCCAUGACUUCAUUCAGGGACAGAGACUCAUGUGAGGCAUUGCCUAUUUCUUCGCAAAGAAAUCUUGACUUCCAAAUAGAAAGAUAAUAUAUAGUUGAUCUCCUUAUGUGCAGAAAUAAUCUUCUAUAAAGUCAAUUCAAAGGCUAAAUUGUAUAAAUUGAACAUAGCCUGCUGAAGGAAAUACACAGUAACCUCUUGGUCAUGUCAUCCCAUGUAGAUUUCAGUGUAAGACAUAUACUGUUGUUGCAUUACUAGUAAGUUCUUGGCCAACAUCACUAUCACCCAUGCCUACUUAGAGAAAAUGUCUCUCUUGCACAUUAGCUCUGGAAGGCACUCGCACACCUUUCUUGGGCACUAUUUGGGCAAAUGUGGCACUGGAUGCUUGUUUACCGUGGGUGCAAAACAAAUGCAGCCAAGACUGUAGAUCUCAGCUGGGACUGUGCACCUAAGGGGACUCAAAUCCUAAGUGUUCAGCACAUGCCUAGUCAUGGGUGAGAAAAUAUUGUUUCGGGGAUUACAUAUUUUAGCCAGCAGCCAACCUUGGAAUCUGCACAUAAUGAGAAUCAACUUACAAUCAAAGAGGCUUGCAUGCAGGUUUGGUUUGCUUGGUUUAUGAUUUGGAGUAAACUAGUUUGAGAUUGGGAAAGCAAAGAGAUUUCAGCUGGUUGAGGAUGACCCAUUCACAGUUUUCCUAACCAUGAAGUCAUUCCUUCCCAUGAAAUCACCAUGGUCGUGACCUGUUCUCUUGGCUGGGCAACAGGCAGGAAGGAGACUAAUUGCUGCUGAGCAGGCAGUCUGGGAAAGAUGAGAAGAAGUAGGGCACUGAGCUUCAUCUCUCAUACUGCUGACCCAGCUCCUAUCUUGUUAUUCUUGAAAUACAUCCAAGGCUUUUUAAUAAGCUUACUGAGGGCAGAGCCAAGGGCUUCCAUUAUGUAUGUGUGAUCAGAAAAGAGGCAUGUGCUAGAUGAGAGAAAUCAUCUGCUCUGAUUAGAAGGUGGGGAGAAACCCCUCCGACUGUGAGCUGGCAUUUAUCCCUGCCCUGGUUUAGAGGGGUCACACCAUCAGCCCUCACUGCCUGUAUCUUACUGCCCUGUUUUGUUCUCUUCCACCAGCUGAUCUACAUGAUGGCUACUACAUAUAACUAUGCGGUUUUGAAGUUUAAGAGUCGGGAAGACUGCUGCACUAAGUUCUAAAUUGCAUAAGGCCAAUAAGGAGCUAUAUUUAGAGAGCUCAGCUCUGUAGCGUGAACCUCACUGACACUUCAGACUAAAGCGGAGCCUAGGUUUCUGCAGUUCGCUACAGUAAUUUGUAAAUAGCUUCAGUUAACUCACUUUGCAUGGUAGACUAAAUAGGACUUACUGUACGUGAAUUACAAAAGAAUGGGGUCUGACUAUUCCCAGUUUGAAAGGGAUUGUUAUUUACUGACACUGGUGAGCAUCCUUUGAAAAAUAAUUUUCUUAAACUCUGAGCAUAAGUAUCUCUAAGUGAAAUAUUAACACCUUGACACACCGUUUGUUUUUCCAUUUUGUUUGCUUGCUUGAUAACCAGCCUUAGCGAUGGCCAAGAGAACAAGUGCUGAAGGCGGAAAGGUUGAACCUAGCUUUCAUUUUGUCAUUCCUUUCUAGAAAAGAUUUUGCAAGUAGAGUUAAAAUUAAGUUGAAAAGGUCUUUAUAUCACAUGGUUGGCUCACUACCAAAUAAAUGCCAAGUUAGACAAGAUAAAAAUUUGAAGGCCAUCACCCAUUUGAUUUUUCUGAAAAAUGAUUACAUAUUUUUGAUACAACACCAUUAAGGUCUUUAGAACCCACAAACCUGAUAACUUUCAAUCACCUUGCUACAUAGCAACUGUUCCCUUACAACUAGGUUCUUAAAUUACAUGGAAGAUUUUCAUGAAGAGAAGUUGGGCCCAGAUCUGAGGGUCUCAUCUAUGUUGAGAAGGAAGUAUGGCAUGAGAAAGGAGUCUGGCCUUUAAGGAAACUGAGUUGUGCAGAUUUGUUUUGGGCAAGGGGAAAAUACAUGGGAAGGAUGCAUGUGCCACAGAAACUGUAAAGAAUGAUAAGGAUUUUCAUGUGAAGUGAACUUAGAGGAAAUGAAAUAUUGGCAGUUAUAAAAGGAAGAAAAUAGUUGCUAAAAAUUGUUUACAGACUGCAUAUUUUUAAUUUUGGUUUUGACAUUCAUUUAAUUUCUCCAUGUUAAAUAUAUACUUCUAUAAUCAUUUACGCAAAAUAAACAUUUUUUCACACUUUGUAGGCCUUUUGGGGAUUUUUUUUUACCAACAGAUAAGUCUUUGCUCUACAUUUUUAAAGAUAAACAGCAACGUGUUUCAGAACUUCUGCAUUUGUCUUUCAAAAUUACUCUCAAAAUGGUAAAAAGCACUGGCAUAUAUUUCAUUUUUAUUUCUUCUUAACAAUAACUUUGGUCAUUUUAUUCCCAAGUUCACUAUAUUUGCAUACUAACGUUUCUUCAGCCUCGUAAUAUGAAGCGAACUAGUAGAGCAUGCUCUGUGUCCGACAGCUCUGCUAGCAGAAGAGUAUUAAUAGCGAAUAACCCCGCCCUCCCCAGCUGAUCCGUCUAAUCUGACUAGCAGCUCGCUUUGCCUUCUCACAUGCUCACUAGCCAUCAUGCUCACCCUUCUUUUCCAGAUCCACUUCCUCAUGAUACUGUCUUCUAACUGGGCUUACUUAAAGGAUGCAAGCAAAAUGCAGGCUUACCAGGAUAUCAAAGCAAAGGAGGAACAGGAACUGCAAGAUAUCCAGUCUCGGUCAAAAGAACAACUCAAUUCUUAUACUUAAAAGUGUUUGCCAGAGUGUGUCAGCCAACAGAUUUACAGCUCUGACAUCAUCAGACAGCUGCUCUGCAGUACAGAUGUGUAUCCCACCAAACUAAUGUAGACGUACCAACAUUUCACUGUCUGUCUCAAGCUGCUGGGGUGGAUCUCUAGGAAAACCUUCCAGUGGGUAAAUAAUUUUCUUUAGGACAAAUAUCGGAGGUUUCAUGUUAACCAUUUUAAAAGGCAACACUUUGGCAGAAUGACCAUUCAUCCUUUAGAAGGUCGUGGCAUGUGCAGGUAACUGCUAGAGCAGUUCUAACACAGGGCAUGGAAUCACAUCAUGUCCCUUAAUGGGGACCUAUGGCAUGCCAGUAUCAAAGGACGUGACUGUAGAUUUACAUUUGCCACCUGUGUCCUCCAGUGUUAUCAAAAUAGAAUCAAUGUGAAGUUCGUUUUGAUAGCUGACCUUUAUUAACCUUUGGCUCAUCAAAGAUAAUGUGAUUCUUCCAAACUUAAAAAUCAGCACCCCCACGGUGUCAUAUUCAUUUCCCAAGCCACUCAGAAACCUAUGUUUUAGUGAUGCUAAAAUGAGCUGUAAUUAUGCUAAAUUUAUCAGUGCAGAAGCUGGAUUCUGACUCGAGCUCUGCAAAAUCAGUUUUAUAGUCGAUCACAUUGUAACAAAAUGGGAGGAUUUGGUGAUCACCAUUGUUGUUUGGAAACAAAUAUCAGCUCUGCCUUAAUAUUUGCUUUCAAUUUCUAAUAAUUUAUAUUGUAACCAGAAACCCAAAAAUCCUUCAUAGAUUUUUGUUUCAUGAAUACUUUUUCUUAAGAAGUGUUACCUUGUUAAAAUGACCACCAUUCUAAACCAUUUUUAAGUGGUCUGGACAGUGAGUUUACAGUUUCCUAUCAACUAUCUAAAACCUAACUGCAAAUUGACCACAGACCUCUGACCUCCUACUUUUAUAGACUUUAAUACAUAAGUAAAUUAGGGUUGAUAUUUAUUUCAUUGUUUUCUUAUCUAAAUCUUAAUUUCCUGGAAUAAUAAUGUUUGAUAUUCAGCAAGAAAACUGCUUGAGUUUAAGCCAUUUUCAAAAGAAACUUGCCUUCUAACUCAUUGUGUUCCAGAACAUUAAGUGACUAAUAGGUACUGGGUAUUAGUGAUGGUAAGUUUUGUGUUGUUCUUUCUGGAAUGAUCCAUAUAACUGUGGGGUGCAUCAGUGCUUUUCAAAGGGGCUGCAUACUAUAGGGUUAACUAUGUAUAUUCAUGUUAAGAGUUAACUUGUGGUUUGGCUGUUUCCUGGAUUUUAAAACAUAUACAUGUGCAGAAAUGUAUUCAAAUGAAAGGAAGCAUACCUUUAUGAAGAUGCUAUUAAAAUUGAACAGCAACUAUAAUAUUUCAUUUGGAUUUUUUUCUUUUGGUGAAUGCGGAAAACACCUAUUUGGGUUCCUUUGAAUUGGGAGGCGCUCUCUUCUGUGUAGAACAGCUGUUCCAAGAUAGCUUAGUGUUUCGUUUUCCUGUUGCAUGACAGAAUUCACUAUUUUUUCCAGCAGUGGAGGUGCUGUUAGAGUCCAGUGUUCUAGAAGAGCCAGUGUCUAAAGCCUAAUUUUACUUUUCUAAUUCUGGUAGCUAUUGCCAGGAAUUUUUGAAAGUUUUGUUGAAGUAGUCUAAUAUUUUUUAUGUAAAGAGCAUUAAAUUUUGCUAUGUAUAAAUUUUUGUAACCUAACAGUGAAUCAAUAUUUUCUAUCAGUGCCAAGGGCUUCCUGUAGUUCUAUUCAAGUGUUACAAUAAAUAUUUGUAGAUAAUAGUCGAUACUUGUGUAUGCUUAUUUUAAAGAUCUAUUUAGGUGGAAAUAGUUGUGGAUGUACUAAAGAAUAAUGAAAUAAAAUUAUAGCUUCA